GACUCCGAGAGAGGGACGGGAAAGAAAGCGGUGAGCGGACUGUGCGUAAAGAGUAGAGAGGUUACAACGCACGAGAUGAUGCGUGGAUAGAGGAGAAGCGCAAAGGGAAUCCACCGCAGGAUCUGCGCGCCUUCUCCAGGUCUGGAGGGCGGUGGUGGGCACAGAGAGAGAGACAGAACGAGGGGUUCAGCGACAGGGAAGCUCACGCACGCAGCCUGAAACGACGCGCGAUGGAGGAGCUGUGCGAGAUGGACUGCACGGUGCUGAAGCGGCUCCUGAGGGACGACAGCGCCAAGUGCCUGCUGCUGGACUGCCGCUCCUUCCUCGCCUUCAGCGCGGGGCACAUCCGCGGCGCGGUCAACGCCCGCUGCAACACCAUCGUGCGCCGCAGAGCCAAGGGCUCCGUGCUGAGCCUGGACCAGGUACUGGCCGGGGACGAGGAGGUCCGGGGCCGCUUCCGCUCCGGGAUGUACUCCGCCGUGGUGUUGUAUGACGAGAGGACGCCGGACUCCGAGACGGUGAAGGAGGACAGCACGGUCACCCUGGUGCUCAACGCGCUGUGCCGGGACUCCUCCGGCACAAACAUUUACCUGCUGAAAGGUGGAUAUGACAGGUUUUUCACAGAAUACCCCGAGUUUUGUUUGAAGACCAAAUCCUUACCGUCCCUCAACAGCCAGUCCAGCAUUGACUCUGCCUGCUCGUCUUGUGGGACGCCACACCACGACCAGGGCGGCCCAGUCGAGAUCCUCCCGUUCCUCUACCUUGGCAGCGCCCUCCACGCCUCAAAGAAGGAGGUUUUGGAUGCCAUAGGAAUCUCCGCUUUGCUGAACGUGUCGGCCGACUGCCCCAACCACUUCGAGGGGGCUUACCAGUACAAAUGCAUCCCCGUUGAGGACAACCAUAAAGAAGACAUCAGCUGCUGGUUCCUGGAAGCUAUCGAGUUCAUAGAUUCAGUACGGGACUCCAGUGGGCGAGUGCUGGUCCAUUGUCAAGCAGGGAUCUCCCGCUCCGCCACCAUCUGUCUGGCCUACCUGAUGAAAAGAAAGCGUGUGCGCCUGGAUGAAGCCUUCGAAUUUGUGCGCCGUCGCCGCAGCAUCAUCUCCCCCAACUUCAGCUUCAUGGGCCAAUUGCUGCAGUUCGAGUCGCAGCUCCUCGCCACCUCCUGCGCCGCUGAGGCGGCCGCCACGGCGAGCCCGCUACUCGGGCCCAAGUCGUCAACAGCCACCACGUCAACGACAGCCACGCCCACCUCUCCGUUCAUUUUCAACUUCCCAGUCUCUGUGGUGAACCCCGCCUACCUGCACCACAGUCCGAUCACAACCUCACCCGGCUGCUGAUGGAUAGCCAAUCGCAGCCAUCCCCCUGACAAACUAUCUGAGCACAGACUGGGCUGGCAUCGGCUGGAAGAGCUGUCAAGUCUUACUGACCGCUGCAGUAUGUACAUGCUUCCAGGGCAGGGAGGUGAGAAGCGUCAUGGUGCCUGAUUCAAAACUCAAAGACUGAAAAGAAAAAAAAAAAAACGUUUUAAUGUUCAGAAACCAGCCAACGCUCCUUCCAUUUUAACAUGUGAUUUAUUCAAACUGACCAAAAAUGAACUGGCUUUCAAAACCUGUUUCAGUAAACGAAGACGGAUGGAGUGUUGGACUGAUGUUUACUGAAAAUAUACCCUCUUCCUUGACAAAAAAAAAAAAAAAACACGCACAGAGGUACACUGACACACAAACACUGACACAGAGAGGCAUGAGCAGCAGCGAACACUCUCUUUUUCUAUCUCUCUGCCUCACACACACACGCACACACACACACGUUCAUGACUACCAACUGAAUAAGCUCAGUAUGAAGACAGGGUUCGUUGCUAUAGAGACAACAGGUCUUUAGGAGAGGAGAUGGACAGGAAGGAAGGAGGAAUUUUAAGCACCCGCUCUUUCCCCUUUGGGUGUCCCUCCUGUUGCCAGACAAAAGAGAUGGAUGGGGAAAAGACGGGAGGAGACGGUGAUAGAAAGCAGGAGCCUCUUCAGUGACAGGUGCUCCGCCGGCAAUCCGACCGGAGCUUCCUGUCUUUCAUACGUCCUCUUCCUCUCUCUGUCCCCCACCCCACCCCACCCCUCAGAAACACA
Molecule: messenger RNA, 2117 nt
Organism: Xiphias gladius (swordfish)
Lineage: Eukaryota; Metazoa; Chordata; Actinopteri; Istiophoriformes; Xiphiidae
Gene: dusp4
Product: dual specificity phosphatase 4
Exons: 4
Coding region: 231-1337 (368 amino acids)
Biological process (GO): endoderm formation; negative regulation of MAPK cascade; protein dephosphorylation
Cellular component (GO): nucleus; cytoplasm
Molecular function (GO): protein tyrosine/threonine phosphatase activity; MAP kinase tyrosine/serine/threonine phosphatase activity
Source: RefSeq, a predicted model, not a curated record